Molecule: messenger RNA, 2442 nt
Organism: Punica granatum (pomegranate)
Lineage: Eukaryota; Viridiplantae; Streptophyta; Magnoliopsida; Myrtales; Lythraceae
Source: RefSeq, a predicted model, not a curated record
CCCUUCGUUUCCAUCGACAAAUUCGUUCUUUUCGGAUCCCAAAUUCUAUCGGGGGAAAUUUUCCGUUCUCGAUUCAAUUGAUUUGAUAUCUACACCUCAUAAUUGUAGUAUCCUCUCGUUUCUCUAUCGAUUGAUACCUCCUUCGUUGCCAGAUUUUCGAUUCGAAGUUAUCUAGGGUUAGGGUUUUUGAUCUCCCAAUUCACCCAAUUUUCCUUCCGAUCUGUUGAUUUAUUGUAUAAUUCUCUUGAUUUCUGCCGAAACCCCCUUUUAAAUUGGGUUAAUUUAGCUGGGUCUGCCGAUCGGUCCCUCAAUUAGGGAUUCGAAUUCUUCGAUAACCUUUGCUUCAACGAUUUUGAAGGAUUCCUUGGGGUUGAGCUUUUCAAAGUUCUGCUGUGACGAUCUUUGUCCUCAUUCUUUUGUAAUUUUGAGAUACCUCCUCCGAAUUGAGAAACUAGGGUUAGGGUUUCUCUGAAAUUUGGGAGCCCCUCCGUUUCGUCUAAUUGGUUUGGGAAUUUGCACUCUCAGUCCUCAAUUUACUGUUUCCCCAACCUCCUCGUGGGUAUUGCUCAAUUUGGGUGUCGCUUCGGGCGUAUUUGGAUCUCCACUGGGUUUUGCUCUUGGCGCCAGUACUGGUUUGAAUUUGGUGGAUUCGUAAGAGGUAUCAUAAUAUGGGACUUAAGAGACCUUUUGAAAUCGAGGAUUUGCAAGAGCCUCAGAAGCAUUCAAAACAGGCUGAACCUGAUUUCAAGGAAGCUGGUCAAGUUCAUGGCAUAUUUUCAGAACCUGAUAUCUCAGAUGGGGACAAGUAUGUAUUUCCUAAUUAUUCACCUCUCAAGGAAAUUGGGAAUGAUUUCAUCUUUGACAUUCCAUACUUCGAUAUUGAAGUCGCGACAAGUGGUGCCUCAUCAUUGGUCACCCAUGGUUCUAGUGAGGAAGACGUGGAGUCUGAGACAGUGGGUCAUUUUGAGGAUGUCUCCUCUUCCUUGGACUGCUCUCCUGAAAGGAUUGUUCCAAUUGGAUCAAAUCAUCAGGCUAGGCUUCCACCUUGGGUUGGCCAAAUGUACAUGUCUGAGCUGUACAAUUUUGAUAAGGAGGAUACUGAAGAGAACUACCUGGGGACUUGCAUUAUCCCCAUGCCUGAUGAAAGUACCUUUGAACUUGAUCAGGGAAUCGUAGGAGGGGGAAGGAAAGAUUGCAGCUGUAUAGAUAAGGGGUCUAUGAGGUGCGUGAGACAACAUAUUACUGAAUCUCAGGAGGACGUGAGAACCAAUCUUGAUGAUGAAAAGUUUGUCCUUCUGGGGCUAGCUGACUUGGGAGAGGAGGUGGCUUGUGAAUGGAGUGAGGAAGAGGAGCAGUUAUUCAAUGAGGUUGUCUUCUCAAACCCAGUGUCAGCUGGCAAGAACUUCUGGAAGCGUUUAUCAGCUACAUUUUCUUCGCGAACAAAAAGGGAGCUGGUGAGUUAUUACUUCAACGUGUUUAUGCUUCGGAAGCGGGCCACACAGAACAGGUGCAGGUUUCUGGAUAUUGAUAGCGAUGAUGAUGAAUGGCACAGAAAUAUGUAUGAAAUUCCUAAGGAAGUUGAUGUGUUCCAGAGUGCAUCUCUCGGCUAUAAUAAUCAAUGGGCUGAGCAUGGCAACAUUUGUAUUGAACAAGAUGAAGAUGGAGAUGAAGGUGAAGAUGAUGAAUAUGAAUAUGAAUAUGGGGAUGUAGACAAUGAUGAAGAAGGAAUCCGAUGUCACAAUGAAGAAGCAUUUCCAGUCAAGUCGUUUGCUGAGAAUACGUUUGGGAAUUGGGAUGAGAGAACUGAUGUUAUUGGAGACUUCUUUGGUCUUCAAGAUGAUUCAUGCACAUCCUUCGAUUAUCUGUUGACUUCACCUGUUGAUACUCAUGGGCCAGUCAACGGAGACACAGCUGUACAUGCCAAGGCCAGAAGCAGCAAAUCGUGUGAGGAAACUGAUGGUUCGAGAGGAGUGGAUGAUGCAAAAGGCAUAGUAUUCCAGGAAUCAAAGGAAUCCAACAAAUAGUUUCGAUGCAUGGCUUGGAGCAUAAUUGAGGGAUAUUUCCUCUCUGAAGUGGAAGUUGGGAUGAGGCGCAGAAUGAUGGCUUGUACAGUAACUGUCUCGUUUUUAGCAAGCUUAGUUCAUCAGUAGAGUCUCAAUCCAAUUCCCUUGAUUAAUUUCUGCACAAGUUGUGACUUCAGGUCCUGUUUUUUUUUUUUUUUUUUUUUUUUUUGGGCGCCCUAAGCACUAAGUGCCUGUCCUUCCGUCUUACAAUGGAAUGCAACAUCUUUUUUUUAUGCAAGCAAUUCCUUGUAUAUUUUCUGUAAUGAGUUUUGGUUAUACGUGAGCUGAGUGUAGAUUGUCCGAAAAUUUGAAAAUUGAACUUACUUAGUAUCGAUCUUAUUGAAUAAAAUAGAGUUCAGGGUUGAACUUCUUAGCGUGA